Messenger RNA from Gongylonema pulchrum, 582 nucleotides. The record is from the annotation of a GenBank genome assembly. NCBI's taxonomy places the organism in Eukaryota, Metazoa, Nematoda, Chromadorea, Rhabditida, Gongylonematidae.
AUGUGUUAUAGGUAUCCGAACGUCUUUUCGAUCCUGCUUAGUUCAGUGGAUGUUUGGGCUGACUGUACGGAUGUGACCAGCCCAGCGUUGAAGUUGCUGGCCGAGUUAUGUCAGAAUCGCCAGCAGCGUUUGCAGUUCGAGAUGUCUUCAUGCAGCGCUGUUUUAUUGUUCCGUGAAGUAUCGAAAAUCAUCUGCACUUAUGGUACACGCAUGCUGUCGCUACCUAAAGUCUCUCCGGAAAUUGCGUACAAGCAGCGGUAUAAAAAUAUUGGAGCUAUGUUUUCGGUGCUCAAAGUGGCGUUAGGUGGUUCGUACAUUCCUUUUGGUAUACUGCGCCUCUAUGGCGACUCAUGCCUUCAGGAUGUUUUGGAUUUGUUUAUCAAGUUGUUCACGUACAUAUCAGAGGAUGAUUUUCAAUCGUAUCCGAAAAUUGCACAGAGCUUCCAUGGCGUCUUGGAUUUUAUUGCGGCAGAUAAUUUUUGCUUUUUGUCGCAUGUUAAGCCAGAAGUUUUCACUGCUAUGUUGCGUUAUAUUCAGCGGGGAGCUGUCUCAUUAGACCCGAUUGUGGUAAGUAACAUUUAA